GGGCUAAGGCGAGGAUCUCGGGCAGCCUUCACGAGGAGAAGCUGCUGCCGGCGGCUGUUGCCGCUGCCGCUGCGUCUGCCUGGUCUGCUGAGGGGAAAUUUCUCUCAGGAAUCAAGGCCCGAGGACCCAUCUGUUCUCCCACGUGUGUGGGCCAGAGAACACAGCCUCUUGACGCCCCCAAGGUCUCCAUAGUACUUGAUUUCCAGGCCACACUCCUGUCUGCUAUCUCUUACCACAGCCAUCAUGCCCAGGGGACAUAAGAGUAAGGCUCGUGCUCGUGAGAAGCGCCGCCAGAUCCAAGAGGAGGCCCAGGGGCUGAAGGAUGCUGAAGCCAAGGCAGCAGAGAAAGGAGCGUCAGCCUCCUGCUCUGAUCAUGAUUCUGGAGAUGCUGUUGCAAGCACCUCUACUGCUGUUUUACCUCAGAAGUCUAAAUCUCAGGGUGAGGCACCCACCACUACUGCUAGUAAAGGUGGUGGCUAUAGAAGGUCUCGUAAAACUACCAAAGGUCCAAGGGAGGAAAGUACUAGUUCCUCUAGGGUCCCACACUUCAAUGAGAACCCACAGAAUGAUCUUCUAACAAGGAAGACAGGAAUCCUGAUGCAGUACUUGCUCUGCAAGUACAAAAUGAAACAGCCAGCAAAUAAGGGAGAAAUGCUGAAAGUUAUUAAUAGAAGGUUCAAGGGGCAGUUGCCUGAGAUCCUUAAGAAAGCCUCUGAGCGCAUUCAGCUAGUUUUUGGUCUUGAGGUGAAGGAAAUUAAGCCCAAUGGCGGCUACUACACCCUUGUUAGCAAGUUAGAUCCCAGUGUUGGUGGUACUCUGACCACUAGCCUGCCAUUUCCCCAGAACGGGCUUUUGAUGCCUCUGCUGGGUGUGAUUUUCUUAAACGGCAACCGUGCCUCUGAGGCAGAGAUCUGGGAAUUCCUUAAUAUUUUGGGAAUUUAUGAUGGGAAGGUGCACAUAAUCUUUGGGGAUCCCAGGAAGCUCAUCACCAAAGAUUUGGUUAAGGAAAAUUACCUGGUAUACCAAAAAGAGGAAAAUAGUAAUCCUCCAUCCUUUGAGUUCCUUUGGGGUCCCCGAGCCCAUGCUGAAACUACCAAGAUGAAAGUCCUGGAGUUUUUAGCAAAGGUCAAUGAGACCGUUCCUCAGGCUUUCCCAACUCAUUAUGAAGAGGCUUUGAGAGAUCAGGAAGAGAGAGCCCAAGCUGAAGCUGUAUGCAGUUCUGGCACUAGUGCCAAAGAUAAGGCAGAGUCUAAAGUCACAGUGGUUGACUCCUCUGGCAAAGAUAAGGCAAAGUCUAAAGUUGUACCUGUCGACUCCUCUUGCUCCUAGAGAGAUUAGAGGCAGAUGCCCCUUUAGGUUUGGAACAGGGUUUUCCACCUUAAAAGUAGAGAGAGGCUGAUAGUUUAUAAUACACAUCUUACUGUGCUUUAGUGUUUUUUAAGUGUUUCUCUUUUCAUAGAAUCCUUAUAUAGGUUCAGAACUCACAGGUAUACAUUACCUGUAUCAUAUUAUUUGUUGCUGUAAGAUUUUAAGGAUAAGAAUUUUGAUAUUCUGUACUACAUUGCAAAAACCCUCGAAUCUUUAAGUUGAUGAGCAAGCAACCACUGCUUUGUAAUGGAGAUUUUCUUUGAAGCGUGUGAUGGUGUAAUUUGUUUCUUAAAAGAGAGGAAAACAAAGCAUAAUGUGUAAACUACUAUUUUCCCUUAUUCACUUUUGUUUUUAUUUCACUUUUUGGUAAAGUUUGAAGAGAUGUACUUAGUUGUUGUUAGCUGAAUAAAAUUGC
Arvicanthis niloticus (Nile rat) is the source of this 1783-nucleotide messenger RNA. RefSeq names its product melanoma-associated antigen B4-like. Gene Ontology annotation, biological process: negative regulation of transcription by RNA polymerase II. Lineage: Eukaryota; Metazoa; Chordata; Mammalia; Rodentia; Muridae. The record is from RefSeq and is a predicted model, not a curated record. Gene Ontology annotation, cellular component: nucleus.